Messenger RNA from Cyprinodon tularosa, 696 nucleotides. RefSeq names its product transcription factor BTF3 homolog 4-like. The coding region runs from base 45 to 629 and encodes 194 amino acids. Gene Ontology annotation, cellular component: nascent polypeptide-associated complex; cytosol. The transcript is spliced from 6 exons. The record is from RefSeq and is a predicted model, not a curated record. Lineage: Eukaryota; Metazoa; Chordata; Actinopteri; Cyprinodontiformes; Cyprinodontidae.
AGAUUCAAAACUUUUAUUUUUUUUCACAACUCAAUAAUUUUUAAAUGUUUCGCUCGAUAACUACUUUGCGUCACUUCCGGGUUUCUCUCCUUUCAGCCUCCAUCGCCCACUGCGAGAGCCGCGUGCGUACACACUCCCAGAUGAAGGAGUCGAUAAUGAACCAGGAGAAGCUUGCCAAAUUGCAGGCACAGGUCCGCAUAGGUGGCAAGGGGUCAGCUCGAAGAAAGAAGAAGGUGGUGCACAGAACAGCUACCGCAGAUGACAAGAAGCUGCAGUUUUCACUGAAGAAACUAGGAGUCAACAGUAUCUCUGGUAUUGAGGAGGUGAAUAUGUUCACUAAUCAGGGAACAGUGAUCCACUUCAAUAACCCAAAGGUUCAGGCCUCCUUGGCUGCCAACACCUUUACGAUCACAGGGCAUGCUGAGAACAAACAGCUAACAGAGAUGCUUCCUGGAAUCCUCAACCAGAUGGGAGCUGAUAGUCUUACUAGCCUCAGGAGACUAGCAGAGACCUUACCCAAACCAGUUGGCGAGAACAAAGCACCCAUAGUUGCCGCUGAAGAGGAAGAUGAUGAAGUUCCUGAUCUCGUUGAAAACUUUGAUGAAGCUUCAAAGAAUGAGGCCAACUAGAACAGAACAUCUCUACGUUGUCACUGCAGCUGUCAUGUCAUCGGUUUUUGUUCUGCCUUUAAAAAAA